AUGGCUGUCUUCAUAGUCUACAAUAGGGUCGAGCUAAAGACACCCGAACUUGGACCUGAACCUGGACCGUAUCAGCAUCUAACUUUGUACGCGGCCGAAGCUGCUGUGUAUGCGCCUUUACCUGAAACUGGCUUGUUGUUUGGGGAGAACCGGGUUACCAUUUUUGUUCCGUCAGGAUCGUCUGCUGGAUCUGGAUCAAGCGGCUAUCCCGGAUCAAGAGAUCGAACCAGCAACGACCGUGACUCGAACAGCCUGAAGACAAAGUCGAUUGGCCUUAUUCUGGCCACUGCAACUGUUAAUUCCAUCUUGGCGCUCGUGGUCAUUGGAGGCGCCAUCUUGGUCAUUUGCAAGCGGAACCGGCGCCACCGUAACCUCAACACCAACCAACGCAAUUCUACCUAG
Gamsiella multidivaricata is the source of this 402-nucleotide messenger RNA. RefSeq lists its product as uncharacterized. The coding region runs from base 1 to 402 and encodes 133 amino acids. Lineage: Eukaryota; Fungi; Mortierellomycota; Mortierellomycetes; Mortierellales; Mortierellaceae. The record is from RefSeq and is a predicted model, not a curated record. The transcript is spliced from 3 exons.